AUGGCCGACGUGGUAAUUUCUUUUGCUGUACAAUGCAUCAUACCAAUACUACAGGAAAAGCUGAGAGAGGCGGGAGAAGUUGAGACCGAUGUGGAUAACAUCAGAGAUGAGUUGAAUCGAAUGAUGGCAUUUCUCAAAGAUGCGGAUAGUGCAGUGGAUAAUAGUGACACAGGGAUGAUAAAUUGGGUCAACCAAGUUCGCGAUGUUGCACAGGACACUGAGGAUGUUCUCGACAAAUUUGUACUCGGCUUGAAGAAGAAUCGACAGGGCAGUGGGUGGUCCAAUCCCGUUCUUCCUAACUUUUUAAAUUGCAUCGUAAAUUUAAGAUUCUUUUCUAGGAUUGUUUCUGAAAUACAAAGCAUUAAUUCUCGUGUCAUCAGUAUUGCAGAAGGGCAUCGGAGAUAUUUUGACACUGCAGGAAGUUCAAAUUCAAAUUCAAAUGUUGACACCAGCCUUGACCUUGCAUAUGAUAUUAGAGGUGAUGCCCUUUUGGAAGAAGAAGUAAAUCUUGUAGGAAUUGAGGGCCCCAAAAGCGAGUUAACGAGAUUGCUCUGGGAAAAAGGUUCCGGACUGAGUGUAAUUUCAGUGGUAGGACCAGGAGGUGUGGGGAAAUCAGCUCUUGUUAGGAAAGUAUAUGAUGAUGCAGCAGUGAAGAAGCAAUUCAAAAGUCACGCUUGGAUAAUUGUCCCUCGGUUAUUCGAUAUAGAGGAUAUCCUAAAGGACUUGAUUCAGCAACUCUUUCGAGAAACCAAGGAAGCAUUCCCUGAAGAAAUGAACACCAUGAAUAAUAUUCAGCUGAAGGAACUGAUUAGACUAUUCUUACGAGAAAAAAGGUAUGUGAUUGUUUUUGAUGAUGUACGGGGCAUCGAAUUAUGGAAGGCUAUUAAACGUGCGUUUCCUGACUAUUCUUGUGGUAGUCGAUUAAUUGUAACAACACGUAAUACUGAUGUGGCUCUCUAUUCUGCUAUGCGAAAUAAGGAGAAUGUAUAUACUUUGAAGCCCCUUCCUCCAGAGCAUUCUUUGACACUAUUUUGUCAAAAGACGUUUCGAGGGAGUCCUUGUCCUUCCCAUCUGGAGGAAAUUACUAAUAAUAUCUUAAAGAGAUGCGCAGGGCUGCCGAUCGCUAUCAAGUCUGUUGGUGGAAUUCUGGCUUCAAAGAGCCGCAGAUUGGACGAAUGGGAGAGGGUUUAUAAGAGUCUUGGAGCUGAACUGGAAAGAGAAAAUAGGAAUUUGAAUAUGAUCUUGUUGCUUAGCUUCAAUGAUUUGCCUUACCAUCUAAAAUACUGUUUGUUAUAUAUGGCCAUAUAUCCAGAAUAUCACUUGAUAAAGUGUAACUCCUUGAUUCGCCUAUGGAUAGUGGAAGGUUUCGUGAAUGAAGAAAAAGAAGGAUGGACAGUGGAACAAGUUGCCCAAGACUACCUAAAGGAGCUUGCUAAAAAAAACUUGAUCGAAGUGGUGAAGGCUAAAGAGAAUGGAAGCAUAAAAUCUUGCCGCAUAAAUUACUUUCUCAGGGAGAAUCUUCUAAAUAAAGCAAAACGUCAAAAUUUUUUGAUGAAAGUCGGCAAAAAUUCCAGUGGUCAAUGGAAUAGCAAAGCUCGUCGCUUAUCAAUCGAUGGCCCUUGGGAAAACUUUAAUCCUCAAAUAUCUGGCAAAAAACUUCGUUCUUUGCUUACAUUUGAUGUGACUGAUUCGUCUUCAAUACUUGAACUACUUAACAGUUGUAUGAUGCUUAAAGUUCUAGACCUGUCAGGAUUACCUCUAAAAUCAUUUCCAGAGGUAAUCACCAAGCUCCUACUUUUGAAAUAUCUAUCUUUGAGGCAUACAGAAAUUGGAUCACUUCCAAGAUCAAUCAAGAAGCUUCAAGAACUAGAGACGUUAGAUCUUAAACACUCACUUGUCACUGAGUUGCCUGUUGAGAUCUUAGAACUCCGAAAACUGAGACAUCUCAUAAUAUGUCGCUAUGUAUGCUCUGCUGCACAUUCAGAUGUUCAAAUCAACGUUCUUGGUUUCAAGCUACCAAAUGGAAUUGGAGCUCUAAAGUCUUUAUACCAACUCUCUUUUGUUGAGGCAAUCCCUGGCACAAUAAUAGAGAUAGGGAACAUGAAGGAAUUGAGAAGGCUUUUCAUAUUCAAAUUGGGAAGAGAGGAUGGAAUGAUGGUUUGUUCAUCCAUUGUAAAGCUCCAAAAUCUUCAAUCAUUAGCCUUGUUUUCAAAGGCAGAAAAUGAGAUCCUUGACCUGGAUCACAUUUCAUCCCCUCCUGCAUCCCUUCAAGAGCUCUCUGUGUCAGGACGUUUAGAAAAAUUUCCGUAUUGGAUAAAAUCUCUCAACAACUUGGUUAAAGUUUAUUUCAGGUGGAGUCGGUUAAGCGAUGAUCCCCUUCAGUAUCUCCAAGAUUUGCCAAGCUUAGUCCGUCUUGAACUUCUUGAUGGAUAUGUUGGUGAAGAACUGUGUUUCAAGGCGGGAAAGUUUCAAAGUCUCAAAAGAUUAUGUCUUGACACGUUUGAAUCUUUGAAACAGGUUAUAAUUGAGGAGGAAGCAAUGCCAAAACUGAAAAGGAUAAAGAUUCAGCGGUGCCAAUAUCUGAAAAGUGUUCCAUCUGGAAUUGAAUGCCUUGACAAGAUGAAAGUUCUUAAACUUUACUACAUGAGCCCACAGUUUAUUGAGAAACUGACUGUUGAAGAUUUCCAUAAAAUUGCACACAUUCCUAAAGUACGUUUUUGGAAGAAUGACGUCACGGAAAUGGAUGAAGAUUGA
Messenger RNA from Olea europaea var. sylvestris, 2754 nucleotides. Its product is annotated as disease resistance protein RPM1-like. NCBI's taxonomy places the organism in Eukaryota, Viridiplantae, Streptophyta, Magnoliopsida, Lamiales, Oleaceae. Gene Ontology annotation, biological process: defense response to other organism. Bases 1 to 2754 code for a protein of 917 amino acids. The record is from RefSeq and is a predicted model, not a curated record. Gene Ontology annotation, molecular function: ADP binding. The transcript has a single exon.